This is a messenger RNA of Cydia pomonella (codling moth), 3292 nucleotides long. RefSeq names its product zinc finger protein 184-like. Gene Ontology annotation, biological process: regulation of transcription by RNA polymerase II. Gene Ontology annotation, cellular component: nucleus. The record is from RefSeq and is a predicted model, not a curated record. The transcript has 4 exons. The coding region runs from base 196 to 1626 and encodes 476 amino acids. NCBI's taxonomy places the organism in Eukaryota, Metazoa, Arthropoda, Insecta, Lepidoptera, Tortricidae. Gene Ontology annotation, molecular function: DNA-binding transcription activator activity, RNA polymerase II-specific; RNA polymerase II cis-regulatory region sequence-specific DNA binding.
AUGACAUCAAUGACAUGCCAAAUAAAAGUUUUAAAGAAAAGUUUUAUAUCUUGUUGAAAAUGUAUAUGUUUAAACACUUUAAACUUAAUAAUAACUAUAGUAUUCAAAAAUCAUACUUAUACGCGACUAAUCGUGUAUGAUGUUACUAAAUCAUAUCGUUAAAACAUCUAUUUAACCGCAUAAGAAACUCGUGCAAUGGAAGACGAUUUCUUUGCUUCUAACCUGAUGACAGUGAAAAAGGAGCCCCCUUGUGAAAUUGUCCCCUGCGGAGUGAAACAGCAGCCGCCAUGUGAGAUUGUCCCCUGCGGAGAACAGACACAGCCAGGUGUACCGGUCAAGCUGAAGGACUGUUGUGUGAAGCUUGAACGUAUUGAGGUGGACGAAUUCACCGGCAACAUCGCCAAGGGCCGAGACAGCCCCAGAAUUGAUGACGAUUAUGAAACUGAUGACUCAGUUUCAUCGAGUGGGAGCGACAGCGAGUCCGGACUGUCAGACACAACGAGCGAGAGUCAUGAAAGUACUCGGACAACUAAAAAGAAGUACCCAUGCCUUAUAUGCAAAAAAGUGUUCACUAGACGAUAUAAUUUAAAAAACCAUGAAGCUACACACACUGGGGAAAAACCUUACUCGUGCGACAUCUGUAAAAAAGCUUUUUCGCAUUCUAGUAAUUUAAAAUCACAUCAAUACAUCCAUACAGGGGAAAAGCGCUACUCCUGUCAAAUAUGUCACAAGAAGUUUGUAUACUCGAGUCAAUUAAAGGCGCAUGAACAAGUUCAUACGGAUGUGAAGGCGUACAGUUGCGUAUUAUGUCAAAAAACCUUUAAAACAUUAUCUACUUUGAGGACGCAUGAACGCAUACACUUGGGGAUUAAACCUUACUCCUGCGAAUUGUGUAAAAAGAGAUUUACGCAAUCGCAGCAAUUAAAAGCACACGAACAAACACAUUCAGGAAUUAAGCCUUACUCGUGUGUUGUGUGUAAACGAGAGUUUCCAAGAAUAUACAGUUUGAAGGUUCAUGAACUAAUUCACACGGGAGAGAAGCCUCACACUUGCGAAGUAUGUCAGAAGAACUUCAAAACCGUAGAACAUUUAAAGAGACAUAAACGUGUACACUUAGACAAUAAUAAAACUUACUCGUGUGUUAUAUGUGAUAAAAAGUUUUCACAAUCGAGCAAUUUAAAAACACACGAGCGAAUUCAUACUGGAGAAAACCCUUAUCCUUGUAAAAUAUGUAAGAAGGAGUUCAGGACAUCGGCUUCCUUAAUUGUACAUAGACGAACCCACACAGGAGUGAAACCUUACGCAUGUGAUCUGUGUGAUUAUAAGAGUACACAAUUAAACCAUUUGAAAGCUCAUAAGCGUGUACACUUAGGGAUUAAACCUUAUUCAUGUGUCGUGUGUGAAAGAAAGUUCUCGGACUCGGGUCAUUUAAAGAAACACGAAUUCCUUCACACUGGAGAGAGGCCUUAUUCCUGCCAUAUAUGUCAGAAAAAGUAUACAAACACUAGUCAUUUGAAGAGACAUAUACAAGCUUAUAGAAAUAAGCCUAACGCGUGCGAAAUCUGUCACAAGAAAUUCUCAACGCCAAGGACUUUCAAAAGACAUAAUAGGAACGUACACAAAUAAAUGUAUCUUAAUUGUAAAUUGUAUCUAAAUUUGUAGUUGUAAAUUGUAUCUAAAUUUGUAAUUGUAAAUUGUAUCUAAAUUUGUAAUUGUAAAUUGUAUCUAAAUUUGUAAUUGUAAAUUGUAUCUAAAUUUGUAAUUGUAAAUUGUAUCUAAAUUUUUAAUUGUAAAUUGUUACCAUAACUAAUGUUAAUACCUAGUUGGUUACUAAGUUCUGUUACUCGAUUUUGUUACUUACCAAUAGUGGAAUAGCGGUAUUCCACUAUUGGUAUUGGUUGGCAGUCGCUUUCGUAAAAACUAGUGUCUACGCCAAAUCUUGGGAUUAGUUGUCAAGCGGACCCCAGGCUCCCAUGAGCCAUGGCAAAAUGCCGGGACAACGCGAGGAAGAAGAGUGGAAUAGCGGUAUUUAGAAUACUUAAAAAGAGAUAACAGCAAAAUUAUAGAAACAUUGUAUGCUGCUAAAUCAAUAAUUGUAAUUUUUUUUAAUUUAAUUUAAAAACCUUUAGCCGUGGAUAUUUUAUUUUAUAAAAAAAUAUGAUUAUAAGGCGAAAUAAACAAAAAUAUCCAAAAGGUUCUUGAACAUACAAUUCACGAAGGUUAGCAAACGGGGGAAGACCAUUUUUUUAGGUAAGCUAACUAUAAUAAAUAAAUAAAUAAUAAAUAUUAAUAAAUAUUAUAGGACAUUAUUACACAAAUUGACUAAGUCCCACAGUAAGCUCAAUAAGGCUUGUGUUGAGGGUACUUAGACAACGAUAUAUAUAAUAUAUAAAUAUUUAUAAAUACUUAAAUACAUAGAAAACACCCAUGACUCAGGAACAAAUAUCCAUGCUCAUCACACAAAUACAUGUCCUUACCAGGAUUUGAACCCGGGACCAUCAGCUUCGUAGGCAGGGUCACUACCCACUAGGCCAAACCGGUCGUCGAAAUAUAGUGAAACUUAUAAUAAUGUAACUUCCUAACUUACUGUUGUGACGCAGCGACCCGAAGUGGAUCUUGGCCUCCGACACCAAAGACCGCCAUGCUUCUCUGUCCAGUCGACGGCGCCGAGUUCGCUAAGGUUCACGUAGGUAGGUUUCACGUUUCUCCAGUGGUACCUAGGGCGUCCAGACGCUCUUCGAAAGCGGUUACCGUAGCCUAUGGAUGCCUGCAACUCCAGAGUUACAUGCGCGUUGCCGACCCUAACACCCCGCACCCUGGUUGAGCUCUGGCAACCUUACCGGCAGGAACAACACUAUGAGGGUCUAGUGUUAUUUGACAAUUUUAUCGGAUUGGCUAAAAAUCGCUUCGUCUGGACUGGCUGAUUACUCUGGCACAGCAGCGAUCUUAACAGGCGGCAAAAUUAAAAAAAAAUGGUGCGAAAAGUUAACUACCCAUAGAAAAAUUCGGAUUUCGCGCCUUUUUCUACUGACUAGUUGGGUCUGUUUUACUAUAUUAACUGUACUGUGACGGUAUGAUUUCUCGUAAGAUUAAUAUAAAUAAUAAUAAUAAUAAUGUUUGACGACCGGUCUGGCCUCGUGGGUAGUGACCCUGUCUAUGAAGCCGAUGGUCCCGGGUUCAAAUCCUGGUAAGGGCAUUUAUUCGUGUGAUGAGCAUGGAUAUUUGUUCCUGAGUCAUGGGUGUUUUCUAUGUAUUUAAGUAUUUAUAUAUUAUAUAUAUCGUUGUCUAAGUA